This is a messenger RNA of Athalia rosae (coleseed sawfly), 1300 nucleotides long. RefSeq lists its product as uncharacterized. The record is from RefSeq and is a predicted model, not a curated record. The coding region runs from base 149 to 1042 and encodes 297 amino acids. The transcript is spliced from 6 exons. Lineage: Eukaryota; Metazoa; Arthropoda; Insecta; Hymenoptera; Athaliidae. Gene Ontology annotation, molecular function: carboxypeptidase activity.
UAACCGAGCCAACCUUGAGAACGGAUGCGAAUGAGGAUCACGAGGACAUCAGGACAACUCUCUCGAAUCUCAAUCUGUUUCACACGGUCGUUCAAGGAAUGUCCGGCGUCGUCGCGACUCUUCGCGGAUCUCGGGAGUCCGAUGGAUUAUGCUGUCGGUUAGCGGAGAUGGAGUAAGACCAGCGAUAGAAUUGGCAAAAGUUAUUGCUAAACUGCGGAAAGAGCUCAACUGGGUACCGCGGAGGACCAUUAUAUUCUGCUUCUUUCAUGAAUUUGAGGAUACUUGCCGCACAAGUAUCCCUAAAUAUUUGCGGUCUAAAAUAAUGGCUUACCUAGCUGUUCAUGGUAGCGCUUUACAGGGGAAUGGGUGUCUUGCCGUGUCAGGAUCUGAUGUGAUAAAGUCGGUGGUACUUCAGGCAGUCGCUAUUGUACGUGAUUCUAUAUCCAAGGAAAAUUUUGAUAAGCUAAGUUUAUUUGAGUCCUGCAAGAAUGGUGAAAGUCUUGUACUUCUACCUAGGCUUCUCACAGACAUCCCACACACUUCAUUUGCUUUUCUGACCGUGAGGAAUUCCACGUCCUUAGAACUCAAUUCUGAUCAGCAAAUGCAAGCCCGUAAUAGAAUUAUUGCGCAAAUUAUUGGGCUCAGUAUAUGGAGGCUUGCAGAUAGCGUAGUUCUGCAUUGGGACCCAAAGGAUCUAGAGCAGGAAUUAAAAACAGCUCUGAAAAACUUUACUCCUCUUGAACUCAACGAUAUCAAAGAGAGAAUAUUUUCGGCGAUUGAUAAAUUAAUCGCAAGUAUGCACAAUUUGACUGAAACGACGAACAAAGGAGCAGAACUAAGCACACUGUCUGGUCGGAUGAAAAACGACCAAAUCAUGGACUUAGACCGAACAUUAUUAUGUCAGAAUAACGAUUUACGGUCAAAAACAGAUUUGGCUCUGAUCCCAACUAUCCUUAACGAACCACUAAAUAAGAUAGCAAUAUUUCUUGGAGAAAUGUUCCAAUGCUACGACAACGCAGCUAAAGUCUUGCAACAAGGAUGAAAUUUCUGUAACGGUAAAUGAUAACACUUGAAAUGUAAAAGUUUUGCAUGUAAUGAUUCAAAUUCGGAACGUGGAAUGUGGUAGCCUUUCUAGAAUUGAAAAGUUUUCCUCCAAACAGAUUUAGCGUACCAUUGUUCUAGCGCAGCUUGGAAUUGACUGAUUAGGGUAUUAGGCUGAUAGUAAAUUGGGAUAUCACCUGUUAUAGGAAUACUGCAUAGCUAUAAAAUAUUGCUGAAGAGAAUCGAGAAAAUUUAUGUU